Messenger RNA from Sclerotinia borealis F-4128, 2817 nucleotides. The record is from the annotation of a GenBank genome assembly. NCBI's taxonomy places the organism in Eukaryota, Fungi, Ascomycota, Leotiomycetes, Helotiales, Sclerotiniaceae.
AUGAAGACCUCUGCGAGACCUCGAGAACUUGGAGGAAGUUUUGUACCUAGACGUGGACAUGAUGCCCGAAUUUCGAUAAAUGAUCCCAAUCACCACGUUACAGAGGCUAUUGGAGAUAUGUAUGGAGAUGAUGACUAUUCAAAGCACGAUUCACGACCUCUUAGCUUUAUGCCUUCCUCUUCAAAUGAGUCUGCCGAAGAAACAACAAAUUCAUAUCACGACAGCAAUAAUAGUAUUAGACCGAGACCAUCACUCUUAACAAAUGGAAAUCACAAGGCACAUACUUCACCAGCGAUUAUGCAAAGUCCCAGGAGUCCCACAUUUGGAGAUGGAAAUCCUACAUCACCAUCUUUGUCCCUACGUGACCCUAAUGCAGGAGGUACAGCAAAUGCAGAAUUUCCACUGAACGAUAUCGACUAUGAAUCCGGCCCAGCUGCUGUCGCACAAGAGCUAAGUAAUCUACAAGCGUUGCGGCGGAUGUCUAUGGAUGUGGGCAAUACCAGUGAUCCGGAUCUGCCAUCCUUCCAGGGUGUAUCUUUAAUGCCCACAGCAGCUCCAACAGGAGAUGACGACGAGGACGACCCAUCGCGACUUUUCUGGGUACCUGCCAGAGUUCAUCCCGAGCUUGCACCCAUGGAAUUCAAAACGUUUCUGGAGAACCGCGUUCAAUCAAUAAAACGACGAUCCGGAGAUCAGACUUCAUUAGCACCUAAUGGCGUCGAACAAAGUGGACCCGGAGCAGGAUUAAGGAGGAAGAAAUCUAUGCUGUCAAGACAGAUUGAUAAUUCGGGUGGCAGAGCCGCUGUGGGAUAUAAAGAUGGGGCGGAACAUUUGGAGAGGAAGAAGUCUCUAUCAUCACAACACAUACCCGAUUUAAGGAUCUCGGAUCUCCAAGAACUGGAUGAGCUGGUCAGGGAUCCUUCAAAAGCAAUGCAGAAAUUGAGUCUCGAUACGGGAAGCAGAGGCGAAGGUGCCCAAGGCGAAGAUAUACCUAUCUUGCCACAGGCACCCGGAAUUGGUCUAAGGAGGUCUACACGCACUACUUAUAGGAGGGGAAGCUUGAGAAAAGGAGAGCGAGUACCUUUCUCGAAAAGAAAUGGCUCUAUCCGAGCUGAUACAGAUGGAGAGGAAUCACCAACGGCUUCGCCGAUUGAUGGACAUUCAUCUGCUGGCUAUCCUCUUACACCUACCCAAUCGGAACCCUCAGGUAACACGGAUAAUUUUUCUAGACCCAACAGGAGUGCACGACGUAUGCAGAACAUAGAUCACGCCCCACCAGUUCCAUCAAUUCCGGAUAACAUUACCCAUGAGGUGUCUACACGAUCUGAUUCUUCAGCUUCCAUACCAACCACAGAAUUGCCGUCGAAGCCAAGUCGACAGCCUUCUCAGCCUACUCAUGAUGCCACUCGAUCAAGAAGCGCCAGCCAUCCUCGGACGGAUGCUCCGGUCCCACGUAUAGUAGAGACACCACCUCCGCCGGAAGAAAUCUCAGAACCACAAACGGACAAGCAGUCUUUCCAGUAUCCUGAGAGGACUUCUUCGCAGAUCACCCAAGCUUCACAAAAACAAUCCAGCCCUCAAGCGAACCCUCAAGCGAACCCCCAAGCCAUUUCUCAAGUCAUCCCAGAACCUCCAGCUAGAUCAAGUAAGCGUCCGGUACUGGAGCGUCAGGCCUCGUCCAGUGUUGCAGCCCUUCCACGGACAUCUAUAGCAAGUGACAUGCAUCAUCAGCAACAUCAGCAGCCUUCUUCACUACCUGUUAAUUCUGUAAAAACCGAUGCUCUCACUCACAUUCCGACCCUCGACGAUAAGAAAAUUGACAAGAAAACCAAAAAGGAAAGAGAGGAAGAAAGUUCUGGACCCCGGAAGACUAGCUGGGGCUGGUUUAAAGGGAGUGACGAGAAGGAUAAGAAGGAUAAGAAGAAGGACGACAAGAGCAAGUCGAAGGUUUCAUCAGAGAAAAUGCACGACAAUGCUCGUUUGGAUGUGUUACAGUCCACCAUGGAGACAACCGCGAGAGGCCGUGAGAGCUUCUUAGUCGAGAGAGAUAAUGUUGAUAGUAAACUCGACAGUGAACGAAAGAAAGAAAUUACCCGUAAGGCUGGAGGAGAACCUAAAAGGGAGAAGGACGGCAUCUUUUCGUCGCUUUUUGGCGGUGGAAAGAAGAAAGUCGAUCGGGAUUCGGGGGGCAAAAAGGGAAGCUCCCUUCGUACACUUUCACCGGAACCUCCGCAUCGCGUCUUGAAACCAGACAUUGACUACAAUUGGACAAGAUUCUCAAUAAUGGAAGAAAGGGCAAUCUAUCGCAUGGCCCACAUCAAGUUGGCGAAUCCUAAACGGGCAUUAUACAGUCAGGUUCUACUUAGUAACUUCAUGUAUUCAUACUUGGCCAAAGUUCAGCAGAUGCAUCCACAUAUGCAAGUACCUCAGUCUGUGCAGCAGAAGAAAGCAGAGGCGGAGAGGAAGCUAAAAGAGCAAGAACAACAAUACCGAGAGCAACAAGAACAGUUGAGACAACAACAGCAGCAGCAAGAAGGUGGGGACCAAUAUCGAUACGAUUACCACCAGGGCAUCACACAGUAUGCUGAGCAAUCCCAGAAUCCCAACCAUUCUGCGGAGGGUGUCAAUUAUGUCGACGACUCUCAGAUAUAUGAUUAUGAUCAUCAAGGAGGAGAUUCUGAGCAGGAGCAUAGUCGGCCAGAAUCUCGUACGGGCCAAAACAAUAGUGAGAAUGGUUAUAACGAUCAGAAAUACUAUGAAUAUGGGCAAACCCAGUCGCCACAUGAUCAAGCGACCGAGGACAAUGAGAUGUGGUAG